AUGGCGGAGAGGGGCUCCGCCGUUGCUGGCGUACCCAGCGAACGCCUUUCGCAGCUGGCCUCACCACAACUAGCAAACAGGACGCGUCAAAACAAUGCACUCGGGGCAGCUCAUUCUGCCUUCAACGACAGCAUGAGCGCCAUCUUACGACCCAUUGAGCGCUGCAGCAGUGGCAAGAAGGUCACACAGAGAGACUCAAUGACACCUCCAGGGUAUGCGGGCAAAUCGACGUCCAAGAUCAACAACGCCGCGUUUAAUCACGGGAGCAAGAAGCAGUCCCCAGAAGCCAACGAAUCGAAGCAAAUUGCGGGCUUGUUUUCCGCUUUUAAGGACCCGCCACCGACAACACGCAGAGGCACGCGAUCUCUGAGGCAGUACUUCAAUCCUGACCAGCUUUCUGAAGCCUUUUGCACGAAGUUUCACGUAACAGACCCUUUAAGCGGCCGAACUGAAAUAAUGACAGCUAGACGACCAGGAAGGGCCUCUGCCGAGGUAAAUGUAGCGGACUUUGACGCUUAUAUGCUCCCCAAAGAGCGCAUAUUUUCUAUGCAGAAGGCAAAGGACAACAUCGACCACGACAUAUUGGGACUCAUGCCCAAGCCGAAUACAGAGCUGAAGUUCUCUCUUGGCACCAUUGCCAGGCAACACCGGAUGCCAACUCUUGAAUGCAGCGGGGUCACUUUGCCCGUUGGUCUGGAAAAUCUCCCACGAGCUCGCAAUUUACUACAAUCAGUUGAAAUACGUAACUCUAGACAGAAAACGUGUUUUUCUCGUCUCGCCUCGUGCAUGAUGGAGAGAGUCGAAAAAGACCACCCCAGGGUAGCGGUUGGGAGCGGAGGAGCAGGGCAAUUAAGGAAGCCCGAGCCUUCGCAGGAAUCCCUUCACUCUGUCAAUUAUUAUUCUCAAAGUUUACAUAGGAAGUAUGCUUCAAACCGAAACCGUCAUUUGUCUUCUUUUGCACGAGUUUUCAGGGCAGCACUGGUUGUUGCCCUAUGGGCGUCCCCUAAGCUUGCUGGUGGGCUCUCCAGUGGCUCUAGUGAGGAAACUGUAUCCUCAGAGGUCGCUGUAAAGGCAGAUGAAGACUUUUAUUUGACUUCCGAAAUUGAAAAGGCGUCCCCUCCACUUUACGGGUCCAAUGAAAGCUCCGAGCCCCAAUUUGCAAGCGGCAACGUUGUCUCAGAGAAUGUCAGCCAGGGUGGCAGCGACCUCAAAGACACUCAGCAGCCAUCUGGAAAGGAUGAAUCAUUUCAAAUAGGUAGCGAGGAUGUCCCAGCGACCCCAGUUCCCAUGACGACCAGAGGGCUCGAUGAGAUAGUCCCGUUCCUCUUACCAAUGCAGCCUUACGCCCCACGUUUCUCAGGAAGAAAUGGCCUAGCAGAGCCCUCAAGCCAGACGGGGAGCUUUGAUAGCUCGUCUUCUAUAUCCGCCCAUGUGGCUUUUUCACCCUUCGCCUUCUAUGGUCCCCAAAGUGAUGAACUACAGGUUGAUAAUUGCCAGCACUUUGACGCUUUCCUUGUAUCCCCACUCCCUUCUUCUGUGGCCUCAAAGUUUAGUGAUUUUGUCAAGAAGGAAGAAGCACAGGCAGACGGUAUGCCAUACCUGCACCAUAUUCACGGGCGCCCCUCAGAUGAUCCUGCAGACGGUGAAGAAAAUCCCCGACUUGUUGUUGAAGGUGGAAAAGUUACUCCUUUAUGGUCUGAAUAUACGGAAGACAACCCCACUUUCAGCAUGGACGAAGGGACAAUAACAUUAAUUCGUCUUGUGGCUCCUGUUAAGAGUGCAUAUGAUGCCGUCGCCUCUAUGAUGCUGAUGCCAAUCAUCGACGCGAGCAUUUCCUACGGCGACGGGCUUCUUCUUUCCUAUAAAGUCAGUGGGGAGGAAGGACGGCAGGCCGACCACCAGCACCAAGAUGGUACGCACCGCCCAGUGGCUGAGCUUGAUGUCGCAUACAAAAGCUGUUUUUCUGUGGGAGGUCAAGCAAUCGACCCCAUUCCCGUGCGCGCUGAGCUUCGUUUCGGAGGUUGUGAGCCCGUCGUUCUGAUGUGGAAGGUCAUCUGCUCAAAUGGAGCAUUCAUGCAAGCCGGGCCGACGGGAUUUAACAUCUCGAUUGGCCCCCUAACGCCCCCUCAGAACAAAGACGCAGCUUCCCUGAUGCGCAGCACCUCAGACCUGCCGUGGGAUCCGAGCCUUUGUCCGUCCCCCACAGUUGGAGACAUCAGGGCAGUCAUUUCAAAUGAAGGGGAUCUUGUAACCAACGCCGCCGACUUACAAGUGGUGUAUCCCCUUUUGUACAACUUCGUUGGAAGCAGCAAGAGAGAAGAAACAGAAACAGAACAAGCAGUCAGUCUUGUAGCUUCGAGGCCAUCUUCUCAUGUUGUUCUUAAGGAGGCCCUUCCAGGCUCAGAGGAAAACGUGAGGAGGCUUGUUGUUCAGUUCCAGUGCAAGUCCGAGGGGGAAUCCAUUAUGGCUCUUGACUUCGCCUUCCACGGCUACAGGGAUAUACAAAUAUUCAUGAAGAAGAAGUGCGCAGCACCUGCUUCUGCAAGCUUGCGUGACCCGUCUUGCAGCUCUGGGAUCCUCAGUGAUGACGGCACGGGUUGUUGUGUUGCUUCCUGUGGCACAUGUGGAGGAGAUGGAUGUGAAGACCGAGAAGCUCAUCAGAGUAAAAUAAUGAAGGAACUUCAGAGCAACCUGCCUUUGCCAGAAGAAAACACAAACCAACGCUUCAGCUUGCUACUGGCUCCUUUAUGGCUGAUUGGCGUUGGUCUUGCAUUAAUAAAGCUGAUUAUCUGGUGCAUGGCUGCUGGCGCCAUAUUAAUAUAUGCCUUUACCGUUUGUUACGGGCUCUACGCUCUGAAGGACCCCUUCCUUGUGGCUGCGGCUCCUUCCGCAACACAGCUAUUCAACGCUGUCUGUUUAAUAGGGGGACACAUGCGCUACCUUUACAAAAUACACAGCAGCACUGUCUUUGGAGGUGACGCAUUUCACUCGUACACCCCAUUUGAAGAGAGAGCCCAGGUCAAGCCCAGUAAAUUAAGCAAUAAGGACAACCCAUUUCGUCCUCCCGUCACUUGGCGGUCCAAUGAUGACAAUGGAUCCUUUAUAAGGCUGACUUCCUUCAAAGCAAAACCAGCAGACGAGCCAGACACCCAUCCCUCUGAAGCGCUUCGGCCGAUGGAGUUCUGUGACAUGGAGGCAGAUGGUCACCACGUCGGCGAUGGGCAGAGUGCGAUUGAUGAUAGCCUAUGGGAAGGCCCCCAAGGAGACUUUCAAGCUGAUAGCUGGGUUGAUGAUACCACGAGCACUUUUUCACGUCUUUCCGAGCAGGGGUUUCCGACUCAGCAAAUCAGCCAGCACUAUCGAAAUCUCCCUUCGAGCCAAUAUGAGCCGUUUUAG
Molecule: messenger RNA, 3396 nt
Organism: Eimeria necatrix
Lineage: Eukaryota; Apicomplexa; Conoidasida; Eucoccidiorida; Eimeriidae
Source: RefSeq, a predicted model, not a curated record